AUGGAGAGGGAAGAUGGCAGCCCCAGAAUAUUCAUCCAGUGCAAGGACAGAGAUGUGAACAGCCACUUGUGUGAGGCCACAGACAUUCCCCUGUGCCACGGUUCUCUCCUCAGGACUUUGAGCGGGUUCAGCCACACCCGUGCCCCCCAGCAGCACACGGGGCUGUCCCGGACUGUCCGGCGUUAUCCAGCCACCACUGCCAAUGGCCAGCUGACUUCCAAUGCUCUGCCUAUGGGACUGGGACUUGAACAGAGAGACAGCGCCCAGCAGGCAGCACAUCUGGACCAUCCCUCAUCCGCCUGGGGGAUGAAUCUCACAGAGAAAAUCAAGAAGAUCAAGAUCGUCUUCACUCCUACCAUCUGCAAGCAGACCUGUGCCCGUGGGCACUGUGCCAACAGCUGUGAGCGGGGAGACACCACCACCCUGUACAGCCAGGGUGGCCAUGGGCAUGACCCCAAGUCAGGCUUCCGCAUCUAUUUCUGCCAGAUCCCCUGCCUGAAUGGAGGCCGCUGCAUUGGCCGGGAUGAGUGCUGGUGUCCCGCCAACUCCACUGGGAAGUUCUGCCACCUGCCGGCUCCACAGCCAGACAGGGAAUCUUCAAGGAGGGGUUCCCGCCACAGGGCCCUGCUGGAAGGCCCCCUGCAGCAGUCCACCUUCACUCUGCCUCUCUCCAACCAGCUGGCCUCCGUGAAUCCCUCCUUGGUGAAAGUGCACAUUAACCACCCACCCGAGGCCUCCGUGCAGAUCCACCAGGUGGCACGAGUGCGGGGUGAGGCAGACGGUACCCCAGAGGAGAACAGUGUGGACAGCAGAGCCCCACUCCGACUCCCUGCCAGCCACAGCCGCGGCCACUGGGACAGCAACAGCAUCCUGGCUGGGGCCAGAGAGCCCCCUCAGCCACCACCCCCAGUGGUGCCCAGACAUCGGGGACUGCUGGGCCGGUGUUACCUGAGUACUGUGAAUGGACAGUGCACGAACCCCCUGCUGGAACUGACUGCUCAGGAGGACUGCUGUGGCACUGUGGGGGCAUUCUGGGGGGUGACCUCAUGUGUCCCAUGUCCACCCAGACCAGCAUCCCCACUGAUUGAAAAUGGCCAGCUGGAGUGUCCCCAGGGGUACAAGAGACUGAACCUCACUCACUGCCAGGAUAUCAACGAGUGCUUGACCCUGGGCCUGUGCAAGGACUCGGAGUGCGUGAACACCAGGGGCAGCUACCUGUGCACAUGCAGACCUGGCCUCAUGCUGGAUCCGUCACGGAGCCGCUGUGUAUCGGACAAAGCUGUCUCCAUGCAACAAGGACUAUGCUACCGGUCGCUGGAGCCUGGCACCUGCACCCUGCCUUUGGCCCAGCGGAUCACCAAGCAAAUAUGCUGCUGCAGCCGUGUGGGCAAAGCCUGGGGCAGCGAGUGUGAGAAAUGUCCUCCACCUGGCACAGAGGCCUUCAGGGAGAUCUGUCCUGCUGGCCACGGCUACACCUACUCAAGCUCAGACAUCCGCUUGUCCAUGAGGAAAGCUGAGGAAGAGGAACUGACCAGGCCCUCCAGGGAGCAAGCACAGAAGAGCCAUGGGCCCCUGCCUGGGCUGGUGGAGAAGCAGCCACUCCGGGUGGCCACCGACACCUGGCUUGAGGCUGGGACCAUCCCUGCCAAGGGUGACUCUCAGGCUGGGCAGGUCACAACCAGUGUGACCCAUCUACCUGCCUCGGUCCCAGGGGAUGCCAUCGGAAGACCAACACCACCACUGCCUGAACAGGGGAUUCCAGAGACUUGGGAAGAAGAGCAAGUUACCCACUCUACUGAUGUGCUGGUGACACUGGGUACCCCAGGCAUUGAUAGAUGUGCUGCCAAUAUCUGUGGCCCUGGAACCUGUGAGAACCUCCUAGAUGGAUAUAGAUGUGUCUGCAGCCCUGGCUAUCAGCUGCACCCCAGUCAGGCCUACUGCAUGGAUGACAAUGAGUGCCUAAGGGACCCCUGUGCAGGAAAAGGACGCUGCAUCAACAGUGUGGGCUCCUACUCCUGCAUUUGCUACUCUGGCUACACACUGUCAACCUCAGGAGCCACACAGGAGUGCCAAG
Molecule: messenger RNA, 2074 nt
Organism: Castor canadensis (American beaver)
Lineage: Eukaryota; Metazoa; Chordata; Mammalia; Rodentia; Castoridae
Source: RefSeq, a predicted model, not a curated record